Molecule: messenger RNA, 342 nt
Organism: Thlaspi arvense
Lineage: Eukaryota; Viridiplantae; Streptophyta; Magnoliopsida; Brassicales; Brassicaceae
Source: the annotation of a GenBank genome assembly
AUGCUUUCAUGUGCUGGAGCUGAUAGACUCCAGACUGGGAUGCGUGGGGCUUUUGGUAAGCCUCAGGGAACAUGUGCUCGGGUGGCUAUCGGUCAGGUCCUUCUCUCUGUCCGGUGCAAAGAUGCUAACAGUCACCAUGCCCAAGAAGCUUUGCGCCGUGCAAAGUUCAAGUUCCCUGGUCGUCAGAAGAUCAUUGUCAGCAGGAAGUGUCGAACUGACUACAUGAAGUGGAGAUCUGAAAACCGCAUUAUGCCAGAUGGUGUCAAUGCUAAGCUCCUAGGAUGCCAUGGACCUUUGGCCAAGCGUCAACCUGGGAGAGCAUUUUUACCUGCUACUGCAUAA